Oncorhynchus kisutch (coho salmon) is the source of this 2039-nucleotide messenger RNA. RefSeq names its product FERM domain-containing protein 7. Lineage: Eukaryota; Metazoa; Chordata; Actinopteri; Salmoniformes; Salmonidae. Gene Ontology annotation, molecular function: guanyl-nucleotide exchange factor activity. The transcript has 4 exons. The coding region runs from base 318 to 1688 and encodes 456 amino acids. The record is from RefSeq and is a predicted model, not a curated record.
AUUACCCAACCAUAUUCACUUCCUCAUCAAACUACAUGACCAUAUAAGGUCCGGAACUCCUAUUACCCAAGCCUGUUCUAUUCAACUUUGUAAGACUGUUUCAUAUUAUUUAAUUCCUCUGCCUGCCGAAGUGUAUUUACAUAUCUCACAUUUUCAGGAAUGAAUAACAGUGUUUUUAAGGAAAUUUCAAGAGAAGAUACAUUUUAGUGUGUACAACUUCUUUAAAGUAGACAACUUCUUAACAAAAAAACAUACAUACCUGUAUUUACCACGCGUGUGCCCACCAGCCGUCCCUUAAGGACACGGUAGAGUUUGCGAUGGCGAGUCGAGACGUUUCUAAGUCCUUCUGGAAGACCUGCGUUGAGUACCAUGCCUUCUUCAGACUGGCCAAAGAGCCCCAGUCACGCAGCAAGACUCUGCUGUCCAGCAAAGGAUCCAGCUUCAGAUACAGUGGCAGGACCCAGAAACAGUUGAUGGAGUAUAUGCCCACAGGGGAGAAAAAACACAGACCUUUCGAAAGGUCCUACUGUAAGUCAGAGUCCAGACAGUGUAGAUCCUCUCCUGACCUCCUCACAGACGUCUCCAAACAGCUCUAUGAGCAGUCCCACUUGUUCCCGCGCCCCGGAAGCCACAGCGAAGAGGAAGUGGAAAGACAACAACAGGAAGUGGGAGGAGCUAACCCUAAACGUAGCCAAUCAGCUGUCGAAGUGGUCUUCUCCACGGAACUGCAGCGGUCCCGCCUCCCACAAGCUUUCCACCAAUCAACGGCCUCUCCUAAGCAAAGGUCCGCCUCUACAUCGGUAGACAUCGAGGAGAGGAGGGCAGGGGGGCAACGGCAGGGAGGGGCGGGGCAUCACCACGGUAACAGCAGGGCCAGACUUCGGCCCAAACCCCAGCCUGCCUCCGACGCGCAGCAAUUGGUCCUCCUAUAUCCCAAUAACCCCGCCUACCAGUUCCAUCCAGUCCUUCCAACAUUCCCAUUGGCCAGCUAUCCGCACGGACAUGCCUACUUUUUGGACGGUGCCGUAACCUCAUUGGAGCGUCUCCCGCAGAUGCAACGCUUAGACCACACCCUGUUGGAGGGGCUGACACACCCUUCUCUCUACACACGCUCUGAUUCGUCUUCCCUGUCGCCACUCAGGCGGAAUCUCCGCCCAUCCGGGCUGGGAUUGACCAGGGUCUACCACGGUGGGUUCUUGAGCGGAAACGCAGCCAGGAGUUUCGACGUCGGGAGAAUAGAGGCAGGACAUUACAGCGACGACUCCAACUUCCUGCCUGGACUUCCUCGUCGUGCCACCAGCCAACCGGACGUUAAGCUCCCCAGAGUAGUCCCCGCCUCCAACCCCGCCUCUGAGUUCCGUCCCUUAGGUUACUACCCCCACCUAUCACGUCACCAGACUCCACAAAGACCCUCCUACCUGCCUCUAAGCUCCUCACCCUUGCCAGACCGGCCCACCUCGCUGUGUGUUCUAGGGGGGGCUGGUGGAAGCUACAGUGAUUCAGACCCAGAAGUAAUCUACCCAUACUACUGCCCAGUACCCCCGUUGGGUAAAGUGGUACGGUCCAAUGCUCUGGCUAGGAUGAGGUUUUCCUCUGGGAGUUUACAACUGGAGGAGGAAGAGGGGGAAGAGGAGAGGUAUAGCAGUGGGGGAGAGGGUACGCCUCGAAUUACAAAACUGAGACUGUAGAAUAGUGGUGUGUGGGUGUGUAGAUCAACAGGUGUUAUGUGACGUGUGUGUGUUAUGUGUGUGUGUGUGUGUGUGUGUGUGUGGUCAGGGUGACAUUUGGUGUAUUCAGGAUGUUUUGUACAUUGAAGAGAUACCCUCCCCCCUAGAGAGACCCCCCCUAGAGAUAACCCCUCCCCCCCUAGAGAUACCCCCCCUAGAGAUAACCCCCCCCCCAAAAAAAUGUUUUUUACAGUGUUGCAGUGAACGCUCGGUUAACAGACGUGUCCGUUUUGUACAACUUUACAGAAAGCAGUGUAUUCUAUUGAAGGUUUUCAUGUCUGAAUUCAUCUGUCAAUAAAGUGUGUCAUGUGA